UUCGGGAAUUCGUCCUUUCUGUCUCUCUCUCUGUCGCCAUAUAUAUAUACAUAUAUAUAUGGUGCGGAAGAGGUGGGAGACACCCAUCAGCAGCAAUGGAGGCAGAGUUGGUAGGGAACGGGAAGGGUACAACUACAAGGGGGCGCUGCUACUUCCAUCCCAUUUCAGAAGCCAACUCCCUCAGCCCCUUCGGGAACCUGACCCCUUCCGAGUUCUACGCCCGCCAUUCCGUCUCCCACUCCGCUUCCUCCUUCCUCAACCCCAGGGGCCUGAGGAUCUUCACGCAGACCUGGUCCCCUCUCCCCCCAACCCCUGUAGUAGGCACCCUCUGCGUUGUGCACGGCUUCACCGGCGAGUCUAGUUGGUUCGUGCAGUUGACGGCCGUCUCUUUUGCGUCUAUGGGCUUUGCCACCGCGGCGCUCGACCUCCAAGGCCACGGUUUCUCCGAGGGCCUCUUCAACCACAUCCCGGACAUCAACCCCGUCCUCGACGACUGCUCCCACUUCUUCCACUCCUUCCUCUCCCAGCAACAGCUUCUGCAGCAGCAGCGCUCCUCCUCCUCUGCCCCCCUCCCUUCCUUCCUCUACGGGGAGUCCCUCGGGGCAGCCAUCUGCCUCCUCCUCCACUUGCGCCAUCCAGAAACGUGGGGAGGUGGGCUCGUACUCAACGGCGCUCUGUGCGGCGUCAGCCCCGCCUUCAAGCCCAUGUGGCCGCUGGAGCACUUCCUCAACUUACUCGCGGCGCUGGUACCCACUUGGAGGGUCGUGCCCACGAAGCCAAUCCCUGACGUCUCGUUCAAGGAGGAAUGGAAGGCACGGCUUGCUCGCGCCAGCCCAAGGAGGAGCGUCGCCCGGCCGAGGGCGGGCACCGCCCGUGAGAUCAUGAGGGUCGCCAGGGAGGUGCAGUCCAGGUUUGGGGAGGUGAGCGCCCCCCUUCUAAUCGUCCAUGGCAGCGAGGAUGUCGUCUGCGACCCAGCCGGUGCCAAGGAACUCUUCCAGAAGUCGCCGAGCAAGGACAAAACUAUGCGCAUGCACGAAGGGAUGUGGCACCAGCUGGUUGGGGAGCCCAAGGAGAACGUCGACCUGGUUUUUGGCGAGAUGUAUGAAUGGCUUAGGGUCAGGGCGGGGAGAGAGGCUUCCCGAGGCAGCGGCCCACCGGACCCCGAUAAGAAGGCGACGGAUGCAGAUGGGCAGGCGUGAUCAUGUGAUGUGAGCAAUAGCAAUUAGCCACAUUUUCCCUUGAUUACCUUGUCCUUGGCCUUCAUCUCAUCUCUCGUGGCCCCGAUUAAAAAAGAAAAAAAAAGAGCUAAACUUGUGUCCUCAAUUGCCGCACGUCCUCCUCUCUGCUAAUGUUUAUUAGCUAUUGCUACAGCGUAUGGUGUUUGUCGUCUUGUUUUGAAACUGAAGUUGUUCCCACGUUUUCUCGCUUUCAUAAUGGAAAUGUCAUUUAUUAUGUCUA
Nymphaea colorata (pocket water lily) is the source of this 1458-nucleotide messenger RNA. RefSeq names its product caffeoylshikimate esterase-like. Gene Ontology annotation, cellular component: membrane. Gene Ontology annotation, molecular function: lipase activity. NCBI's taxonomy places the organism in Eukaryota, Viridiplantae, Streptophyta, Magnoliopsida, Nymphaeales, Nymphaeaceae. The coding region runs from base 96 to 1199 and encodes 367 amino acids. The record is from RefSeq and is a predicted model, not a curated record. The transcript has a single exon.